Molecule: messenger RNA, 3613 nt
Organism: Choloepus didactylus (southern two-toed sloth)
Lineage: Eukaryota; Metazoa; Chordata; Mammalia; Pilosa; Megalonychidae
Gene: DCAF12
Product: DDB1 and CUL4 associated factor 12
Exons: 9
Coding region: 289-1653 (454 amino acids)
Cellular component (GO): Cul4-RING E3 ubiquitin ligase complex
Molecular function (GO): protein binding
Source: RefSeq, a predicted model, not a curated record
GUUUUGGUUCUAGCCGCUCGCCGUCCUUUCAAGACUCGGUCGUCCGAUAGCUGCUUGUUCCGGGUUUCCCUUCUCCUUCCCUUUCCCUUUUCCCGGCCCCGAUCCUCCCUCCCUCCUUCCCUCCUGUCCACCUCCCCUUUCUGUACCUGCCGCUCCGGGUCAAGGCCACCUUCCGGGCCAGGCGCACUACGGUGCGUGGCCCGGGGGCCCGGUAUAUGACCCGCCGUCCUGUUGCCCCUCAUUCUCCCCGCCCCAUGUGGCUGCGGGGCCGCGGCGGCACUGCUCACUAUGGCCCGGAAAGCAGUUAGCAGGAAGCGGAAAGCGCCCGCCUCACCCAGAGCGGAGAGCGACGUUCAGGGCCUGCAGUUUGGCUGGAAUCACUCGCUUCACAAAAGGAAAAGACUCCCCCCAGUGAAGAGGUCCUUAGUAUACUACCUGAAGAGUCGGGAAGUCAGGCUACAGAAUGAAACCAGCUAUUCCCGAGUGUUGCAUGGUUAUGCAGCACAACAACUUCCCAGUCUCCUGAAGGAGAGAGAGUUUCACCUUGGGACUCUUAAUAAAGUGUUUGCAUCUCAGUGGCUGAAUCAUAGGCAAGUGGUGUGUGGCACAAAAUGCAACACGUUAUUUGUAGUAGAUGUGCAGACAAGCCAAAUCACCAAGAUCCCCAUUCUGAAAGACCGGGAGCCUGGAGGGGUGAUGACCCAACAGGGCUGUGGUAUCCAUGCCAUCGAGCUGAAUCCCUCCAGAACACUGCUAGCUACUGGAGGAGACAACCCCAACAGUCUUGCCAUCUACCGUUUGCCUACACUAGAUCCUGUAUGCGUGGGAGAUGAUGGACACAAGGACUGGAUCUUUUCCAUUGUAUGGAUCAGUGACAAUAUGGCAGUGUCUGGCUCACGUGAUGGUUCUAUGGGACUCUGGGAGGUGACAGAAGAUGUGUUGACCAAAAGUGAUGCUAGGCACAAUGUGUCACGGGUCCCUGUGUAUGCCCACAUCACUCACAAGGCCUUAAAAGACAUCCCCAAGGAGGACACAAACCCUGACAACUGCAAGGUCCGGGCUCUGGCCUUCAACAACAAAAACAAGGAAUUGGGAGCAGUAUCUCUGGAUGGCUACUUUCAUCUCUGGAAGGCUGAAAAUACACUAUCUAAGCUCCUCUCCACCAAACUGCCAUAUUGCCGUGAGAAUGUGUGUCUGGCCUACGGUAGUGAAUGGUCAGUGUAUGCAGUGGGCUCUCAAGCUCAUGUUUCCUUCUUGGAUCCACGGCAGCCAUCAUACAACAUCAAGUCGGUCUGCUCCAGGGAGCGAGGCAGUGGGAUCCGAUCAGUGAGCUUCUAUGAGCACAUCAUCACUGUGGGCACAGGGCAGGGCUCCCUGCUAUUCUAUGACAUCCGAGCCCAAAGAUUUCUGGAAGAGAGGCUCUCAGCUUGCUGCAGGUCUAAGCCCAGGCUAGCAGGGGAGAAUCUGAAACUAACCACUGGCAAAGGCUGGCUGAAUCACGAUGAAACCUGGCGGAAUUACUUUUCGGACAUUGAUUUCUUCCCCAAUGCUGUUUACACCCACUGCUACGACUCGUCUGGAACGAAGCUCUUUGUGGCAGGAGGUCCUCUCCCUUCAGGGCUCCAUGGAAACUAUGCUGGGCUCUGGAGUUAAUGUCAACUAACUCUCCCAAAAUGCAGAGAUCUACACUAACGUCCAUCCUCAGUUUCUUUGUUUUGCCUUUUGAUUUGUUUUUCAGUUGUGUGAAGCUCUCAUAUUUUAGUGGGAACACUAUGGUUUAAACAUUUUGCAGGAAGAGGCUCUGUACAGAAAACUGAAUGGGGCGUUUUUUUUCUUUUUUUGCUUUUGGUAGUGAGAAUUUUACUUUACUACUUUUUUUUUCUUUUCUUUUUUUUUUUUUUUUUUUUUGGUUUUCAACCAAACAUUGUAACAUUGUUAAUUCCUAUCCAUAUGUUUUCUUUAAGUGACACACACUCUCCCCUCUCUGGCUUCCUCUUUAGGCCGACACAGUCAUUCUUACCCUUACUUUCACUCUUGAGAGGUAGGGUUCCUUUAUAAUUGUGUGGUUGCUUUCAAACUUUCUGUGAAAGUUUGGGAGCUGUGUGUGUGUGUGUGUGUGUGUGUGUGUGUGAGCCUGUAGAUACUGUGUGUCACUAAAAUUACUAGGAGUGAGGAUUACUUAAAAUAUUUAUAAAAGAAACAACUUUAUUCAGAGUCCAGCUUUGGGACUAGUCUUUAUCUUGUUUUUUAAUGUCUAGCAGCACUGAUUAUAGGAAGUGAAAACAAAGAAAAACAAAUCAUCACUAGAACCCUUUGAGAUUGCAGGCCUCUUGUGGACUCUGUGCCAGGACUCCAGCCCAUACCUGUCUUCCCUCCUGUGUGUCCUCCAAGUGAGAGCCUUCUGUGUAUGUGUCACUUCCUUUCCUCCCAUCUGCUUAGCCAGUGGUCACUCCACUAGAACAUCAGGGCCUCCAUCCCAGUGCAGCUCUGGAGGCUGCAGAAGGAUUUCUAGGACUUGAUAAAGAGAAUCCCCAUCCCAACUGCCCCUUCCUCCCCUCAAACAAGUUCUGAUCUGGUAUUUCAGGGGCCAAGGCUGGGGGUCUCAAAUCUAAGAUGUAUAUGCUCAAUCCCCUUAGCUUGGGGAAGAAACAUUUUUCUCCAUUCUUCCAUUCUCCCCGAGUGGGUUUUGCUUUUGUUUUCAAAAUUAGGUUCACUCCAGCAGGGUGGGGUGAGUAGGAGCUGUAUCUGUUUGGUGAGUGCUUCAUGUGUGGAAUAUUCAUUUUCUCAGUGCAGUGGAGCUGGGGUUGGAGCCAUCCUUCCAACUCUCUAGGCACGGCCUUGGGAAGGUGGUGGGGUAGCCUGCAGCCAGCAGCAUUGUGCAUCUAACAGCAUCGACGUGAUGAAUAAUUUCUUCCUUCCUUGAACUGUUUAGUAAGUCCAAGAUUUUUAAACUUGCGGGCAGCUGACUGACUGUGAUGUCCAGUUGUUCCCUGCUUUUUAUGCAUCAUGUUGCAGAGAACUAACAGCUGUUCACACCCACCAAUUCCUCCUCUCCUCUAAGCACAUACAUUGCUUCUCUGUCAACAGCCCAUUGUGGGGAAAGGAAAAGUCGUAUUUACUCCUGCACCCCAAAUUUUAAGUUGCUCUCCCGGUUAUCCUCCUCUGCUCUGGGUAUAGAGGUGAGACUGGAAGAAAUAGUGUCCAGCCCUUGACGACUGGGAACUGCUGGGGAGGGGAGAUAGCAAGUCCACCCUAACUUGGUGGUACAAGGCAUACACCACUGGUUCUGAAAAAUUUUCGUCUUCUAACCUAGAGAAAUAGGUGCUAUAAAUGGAAUUAAGCAAAAUGCUGGAUGCUAUAGAUCUUUUAAUUGUCUUAAUUUUUUUUUGUAUUAUUAAACUACAGGCUGUAGAUUUCUUAGUUCUCACAGAACUUCUAUCAUUUUAAACUUAUAUUAAAAGAAAAAAGAUCUUAAGUAGGAUGUUUUGUACUAUUGCCUGACCCUCUUCUGUGAUGGGUAAUGCAUUUGAUUGUUUGAGAUUUUCUGUUUUUAAAAAUGUAACACUUGACUUUUUUGCCGAGGAAAAAAAAAUAAAUAUUAUUCCAAUGCAAA